UCCUCCUCACUCCCCCUCCAGCAUCUCUCUCCUCACAUCCUCUUGCACGCCUCGUCUGCUCAAUUCGCACCAAACUCCACAUUUUUUCUUUUCUUUUUUCCUUUUUUUCUUUUUUUUGCAUCGCGCUCCGCCUUUUGGACACAGGAUUGGAUUUAGUGCAGAGCUGGCGGCUCCUCGGAGACCAAACUAAAGGAUGGUGAAGGCGGCGUUGAGAGGAAUUGAUGCCAAAUACUGAACGGAGCGAUCUGCGUGGCGGAGAAGAAGUUUGACUGCGCAUCGUCUUGUGUGGAAUGGGCGAUGGGAUGUGCAGCUUUGCGAUGACACGUCUGUGGUUCUGUGUCUUGCUUGUGAGCAUCACCUGCCGUCUGAGCCUCUCCCAGGAUGUGACUGGAACUCCCAAAGAGGCAGAAUUAAACGACAACAUCACCAUCUUCACACGCAUCCUGGACGGACUGCUGGAUGGAUACGACAACAGACUCCGCCCCGGACUGGGAGAGAAGGUGACUGAGAUCAAAACCAACAUCUUUGUCACAAGCUUUGGUCCCGUCUCUGACACUGAAAUGGAAUACACUAUCGACGUAUUCUUUCGUCAGAGCUGGAAAGACGAGCGACUUUGCUUCAAAGGCCCCAUGGAGAUGCUUCCCCUGAACAACCUCCUGGCCAGUAACAUCUGGACCCCCGACACCUUCUUCCUCAACGGGAAAAAGUCCAUCGCACACAACAUGACGACACCGAACAAGCUGCUGCGGCUGAAAGACGACGGGACUCUUCUCUACACCAUGAGGCUCACUAUCUCAGCAGAAUGUCCCAUGCAGCUGGAGGAUUUUCCGAUGGACGCUCACGCUUGUCCCCUUAAAUUUGGAAGCUAUGCGUAUCCGGUCUCGGAGGUUGUCUACACGUGGACUCAGGGAGCUUCCAAGUCGGUGGUGGUGGCAGAAGAAGGCUCCCGGCUCAACCAGUAUCACCUGAUUGGUCAGACAGCAGGAACAGAGGACAUCUACACCAGUCGAGGUCAAUACACUGUGAUGAUGGCUCACUUCUACCUGAAGAGGAAGAUCGGCUACUUUGUCAUCCAGACCUACAUGCCUUGCUUCAUGACUGUGAUCCUGUCGCAGGUUUCCUUCUGGUUGAACAGGGAGUCUGUGCCAGCUCGGACCGUGUUUGGUGUGACCACCGUGCUAACCAUGACCACUCUCAGCAUCAGUGCUCGAAAUUCGCUGCCCAAAGUGGCCUACGCUACGGCCAUGGACUGGUUCAUCGCAGUAUGCUACGCUUUUGUCUUCUCCGCCCUCAUUGAAUUCGCCACGGUUAAUUAUUUCACCAAAAGGAGUUGGGCCUGGGAUGGAAAAAAGGCGAUGGAGGCCCAACAGCCCAAGAAAAAAGACCCAUUAGCCCUGUCUAAGAAGCCAAACAACACCUGCUCAGCCGGUGUGAAUUACACAACCAACCUUACGAAGGACGCGUCCAUCUCGACCAUUUCAAACAGCACGGCUGUUCAGCUCAAACCAUCUGAAACCAAGGCCCCAGAUCCCAAAAAGACUUACAACAGCGUGAGCAAGAUUGACAAGAUGUCCAGAAUAGUGUUCCCAGUGCUGUUUGGGACCUUCAACCUGGUGUACUGGGCCACGUAUCUCAAUAGGGAACCAGUGAUUAAAGGAGCUGAUUAGGCUCUGCGAUGAGGGUUGUUCAUGCUCCUGACAACCGCUUCAGGAUUUGAUAACUGGAACGCAAUCAAAAACAAUGCCAAGCACUUAGUCCUUGUAUCAUAGAUGUGUUUUUUUAGGUAACCAGAUAACAUUGCAUGUGUGUCGCUUCAGGAAACUUUUGCCAUGUUUGCCUUGAGUUUGUACAUGUAUGAUCAACAACCCAAAAAGUUUCAUUUAUUAGUUUAUCUGAUUAGUUUCUGCCAAAUUUUGAUCUUUUAAAAUGUUAGCAUUUGGGAUUCAUAUUUUCUCCUUGAGUCUACAGUGGAUGAUGGUACAGCACAACUCUGUCUCCCCAAAUUUAUGCUCCUAUACGACUAGAGUGCAUUUUCAUUUGUGUUUUUAAAAAAAGAGAUGUAGAUUUGAAGCAAACGAAAAGUAAGACAGACAUAAAAAGAAAUUCUUCCAGCUCAAAAAGAGCCACAACAUCCUUCUAAGGAGGUCAGUCACAGGACUUUCACCCAGGAAAGCAGAAUUUGCAUCCCAUAAAUGACCAUUAUUCUUAUAGUUACAUUGAACAUGAAACAUAUGCGGACUGUUUUAGGUGGAUAUACCACAGAAUGUAUCUUGUUGGUGGCCACAACUGCGGUGCAUGCACUUCAAAGGGCUGUGCAAAACAAAACAGUAAGCUUUAGUUUUGGGUUGGUCUGGGUAUAUCAGUUAUGAUAUUUAGAUUUUUAGUGAGUCUGUGUAAAAUGAGUAAGUUAAUGUCUACAGAUCACUGUAGUAUUUGUAGGGAAGAAAGUUAUAAAGCAAUCAUUAGCUGGCACUGGAAAAAUAAGUGUUGAUAGGGUGAUGGAGACCCCAAAGUAGAAGCUUUGUUUGAUACAAAGCAGGUAUUUCCUGUGUACCAGUAGUUUAUUUUUCAAAAAAUAUAUACAUUUUAUGACUUUUUAUUUUGGCAAAAGGGCUGCGCACACCUUGUAUAAAAAUGUAAAUAGAAGACUAGUCUAUUUUUACGUUUGCAGCACAGAUCUUCACAGUGCAUUGCUCGCUGCUCAGACAUCUGGUGGAGCCACUUUCAUUGAUUAGAAUGGAGGUUUAGUGUUGCAUCCAGUCUGCAUACGUUAUACAUUCAAUGUAACCAAAGUGUCAAGUUUUGUUUUCAUUUACUGUUUACUUUUUAUUUUCACUCCAUGUUUGAUUAGGUUUAGGCAUCAAAACUACAUGCUAGGUGAAGGAAAAUGGUUUCUUCCAGUUACUGGGUUACCAAGGUUUCAAAUCCUGCCUUAUCGAGUAGGUGGUUGAUCAAUAAAUGGUGAAAGCAUGUUUAUAAUGUGUGAAGUAUCAUAACCACCUGGGGGAUAUUCAAAAGAUAACUGAGAAUACCGUUUUGCUGUAUAGGAACUACAUUUGUGGGCGACAGGGCUGUGCAACCAGGCCAAAUGCUAUGCAAAACAACUUUUUUUUUUUACUGUGUUAUUACUCCAAACUGGCUUUUACCUUUCUAACUCUUACUUUGUCCAAAUGGGCUGGAGGUCCAGGACGCUGGGCCCUGGCACAUGGAACUUUGCUUCCUUGUUAAAAGCAGAUGAAUAGCCAUGCUUAAAUGUGUUGCCUUCAGAGUGUGAGAACUCAUCAUGAAUGCACUGAAAUCUCCUGCAGUUACUUUCUCCAGAAGCCAGGUUUACAACUUUGAUUUAAUAUUUGACUCUUUUUGUUCUUUUUUUUUUUUUUUUUGUUACUUUUCAUGAGGUAUUGAGUUUCUGUUUGUGUAGAGAUCAAACAGGGACAGAUUUCAAGCUAAAGUGAUAGUGGCAGCUUCUGUUUCCAAGCCACCAUGUUGAGAAUCCUGUCUGUAUGUAUGUAAGUAUGGUAGUAGUUUAAGGAACUUGUAAAUACGCCCUGCUUUUAGAACAGCACGACUAAGCCAGUAAGGUUAGCUUCUAUGUAACGCAUAUGCAGUAACAGUGUUACUCUAGUCUAGCGCUUCAUUGACUGGAUAUUGAGAAAUGAACCGAGUAGCUUGAGCUUUAGCAGAUUUUACAGAAUAUACAGUGCUUUUUAAAAACAUCUUGUUUUGCUGUUUUUUUUAGAUAGGUUUGCUGUUUCUAUAAGCUUUGAUGAUAACUUGCAGAUAUUCUUGAUAUAUAUUUGGAUGCUUUGAGCAAAUAUAGCACAUUUUUUGUCAUGUAGAUUAGAGACUGAUUUGAGCUUCGGUUAUCGAAGACAGAAAGUCACAAGGUUACAGCAUCAUUUUCAUUUUUAAAUCAUGUAUUUAUUAUUUUUAGAGAUCCAUGCAUACAUCUGAAUUUACAUUGCAAAGCAUAGUGAUAAUUUAAAGAAAUAGCUAAAUUAUGGGUACUUUUUGGGAAAUAUGGUUAAAAAAGAUUGAUGCCGUUCUGCCUUUACAGUAAAUGUAAAGCCAGAUGACUUAGCUUAGCAUAAAAACUACACACAGAGGAGGGCAGUUUAUCUAGAUGUGUUACCUCUGAGUUACUGCAGCUUAAUUGGAUGAAGGUAAAGUAGAAUUUAGCAUGGAUGGGAAUUGCAGUCAGCAUUACGUACUUGCCUGAAGAGACUGUCAUAUGCUUUCUAGGUUAACCCUUUCCUUCCGUGUGUUGUACAUUUUUUUUUGUGUAUGUGAAAGGUCUAACUCACAAAGUCCAGAAGGAGUAUUUCUCUCUCAGAGAAAGCCCUUAAACAACGUCAGACAACAUUUCCACACUACAGCAGCGUUUGCUCACUGAUCUGGUUGUACACAACUGGUGUUACUGCACUUUUAUCAGAUCAGAUGAACAGUCAGAGCAGGCUGUCGUUUUUAUAAGGGGGUCUUAAAGAGACAGGAGCCAAAAUGGAGAAGAAAUGCUGCAGAAAUGUACAGCAUGAGACAAAUAAUGUGCUGUAAAGACAUGAAAACAUAUUCUAAGAACAUGUCUAGUGCCAAACAAUUCUAGAUUUUGAACUCCAUGAGACAAGCUACGUUCAAGGUUAGGUGUUUAUUUGUCAGCUUUGACCCUCCUGUUGUCCUCAUUUAUGGUCACCAAAAAAUGUUGUUUCCUUGUCUGACAAAAGUCCAAAAAUUCAGCAAUAAAUUUCCCAAAUUUCUGAAAAUUUGCAAAAACUACAGGAAGAAAAUUCCAAUAAUUCCUUCAAAGUUUCCCUCAAAAGUUUUUUUUUUUUAAAAAUCCCCCAAAAUUCUUGUAAAUAUUUUCAAAAAAUGAGUAAAAAUCUUCCAAAAAAUCCUAAAAAUAUCUAAAGUGAUAUAUAUAUAUAACUUCUAAUAUUUUCUUAAUAUUUUCUUUAAAAAUAUUCACAACAAAAAUCAAUCAAAAUCCAGUGAAUUUUUUGGGAUUUUGGUUUAUUUUUUUUGUAAAUGUUCUUAAGAAACAUUUUUAGCAUUUCUUUUUUCCACCAAAAAAUGAUUUCCCAAAAAUGUUGAAAAUGUGGACAUCAGAAGCUUCACUGUGAAAAUAUUUUUUUCCCCCCACAUCUUCAAACUUCAAAACGGGUCAAUUUUGACCCGCAGGAUGACACGAGGGUUAAAGGUAUGGGCAGUCAGGUUAGCUUUCCCUUGCUAUAAGUCGCUAUGCUAAGCUAAUUGGUUGCUAGCUCUAUCUGAGAAUGGUAUCAAUCUUCUCUUUACAUUUAGGCAAGACAGCAAAGUACUAUUCUUUUAAUGAAAUACCUUCCAACCAGAGCACGUUUAAGGUCAUUGCAUAACUUCAGUCUCCCUCCAUGACGCCCACGACUACAGCUGCAUGCACUACACUCACUUCAGCAGAGUUAUGUUUGCAGUCUGAAUGUGAUCAUGUGACUUUAUGCCUGCGUGGCCUGCCACUAUUUAAUGAGUUGUCUUGUGUUACUACAUUUAAGAUUUGAAUUUUAGAUCAAGGCUGUUCUUUAAAUGCAAAUAUCUGAAGCAAUAAAUAAUGCUCAUAUAAAUAAUGACUUCUGUUUAUGAUAAAAUGUCACCAUUUGACCCACAUUUUGUUGAUUAAGCUAAACCCCUUCCCUCUUUGGAAGCACAGUACUCCCUCUUUACUGUAUUUACUUUUCUGUAAAAGGCCCUUGCAGGUCACCAAUGUAAAGGCCUGUACCACUAUUAAAACUUUUUCUUAACUGUUAUGUACCUGACUCCAAUAAAGCUUCACUGACUUCA
Molecule: messenger RNA, 5805 nt
Organism: Acanthochromis polyacanthus (spiny chromis)
Lineage: Eukaryota; Metazoa; Chordata; Actinopteri; Pomacentridae
Gene: gabra5
Product: gamma-aminobutyric acid type A receptor subunit alpha5
Exons: 11
Coding region: 291-1667 (458 amino acids)
Biological process (GO): monoatomic ion transmembrane transport; signal transduction; gamma-aminobutyric acid signaling pathway
Cellular component (GO): GABA-A receptor complex; postsynapse; synapse
Molecular function (GO): transmitter-gated monoatomic ion channel activity involved in regulation of postsynaptic membrane potential; inhibitory extracellular ligand-gated monoatomic ion channel activity; benzodiazepine receptor activity
Source: RefSeq, a predicted model, not a curated record